Molecule: messenger RNA, 7918 nt
Organism: Bicyclus anynana (squinting bush brown)
Lineage: Eukaryota; Metazoa; Arthropoda; Insecta; Lepidoptera; Nymphalidae
Product: protein split ends
Exons: 7
Coding region: 593-2536 (647 amino acids)
Source: RefSeq, a predicted model, not a curated record
UCGGCGGCCAUUUUGUUCGAUGCUGAGUCACCAAAAGGUGAAAAAUGUAUACGAACGAACCACACUCCCCACGAGACUACACAACGGUAUUGGGCAUUUCCCUCGUGAACACAAAAUUUGGGUUUCAUGUUCCCUCGACCGUAGCGUGGAAACAAAAAUAUUUUUUUCGUGAAAACCAAAGGAAACUCGGGAUAUUAAUCGAAUUUAAAUGAAUUUGGAAGUGCCGGAAAACUGAGAAAAUAAGUUGAAAACGUCAAGUGUAAUAAACAAGUUAACCGAGACCCUCGGGUCGGGCUGCGGGCAGACACGCGUAUCCAGUGCGACCGUUCUGUGUGAAUUUAAUAUAAUUUAGCACUGAUAACAAUAAAAUAAUCCAUAGGUGGUGCGCGCCUUGCAUCGCUAAUCUGUCAAAUAGUGCUGUGAUAAUUCGGUGUGUACAUUACAAUGUUUACGAUUUGUGAAUUCAGUUGAUUAUUCGUGAAUACAAAGUGAGAGUUCAGAAUUUCAUGGGACACGAUGUAGUCGGAUUUUGCAGUGAUUAUGAACGGAUAAAGCUGUAAGUGUCAUUAACGGAGUCUCUAAAGUUGGCAAAAUGACGGACGGACUGGUUCAAGUGAAAACCGAGCGGCCCGAUGAGGCUGAGAUCAGGGAGUUGGCGGCAAAGAUGGUGGAGGCGAACAAGGCCAAGGCGCUGGCGGCUUCGGUCGCGGCGGCGCGGCCUCAGCCUGGCGCGAUGAUGGGCGCCGGGCCGCCGGCGGUGGGCGGGCAGAUGGGCAUCCUCAACUUCCUGACGCGGAAGCCCGGCGCCGCGGCGGCAGAGCAGCGGCCGGUGAGCGAAGACAAGAAGACACCGGCGCCGGACGAGGCGAGCUGGAAGGGCCACUUCGGCUGGGACCAGCUCGGCAAGUGCCACAUCCCGUACAUCUACCGCUCGGGCGAGAAGUACGUGGCGGUGCGCAUGGUGGAGAUCAAGCUGCUGAACAAGUACCUGAACUACCUGCACGCGGACAUCUACUCGUGCACGUGCAUCCGAAGCUACUACAUCACGGAGAUCGAGGCGCGGCUGCUCAACGAGAUCAACAACCGGCAUUGCGACGGCCAGUUCGGGCGCGAGCCCUUUACGCAGAAGGACCUGGUGGUGCGGCUGUCGGACGCCGGCGAGUUCUACAACUUCCUGGACGUGUGCUAUAACAAGUUGUUGCGCGGCACCACCAACAACAAGGACAAGUGCGGCUUCAUUAGGAUUAACAAAGAGUCUGUGGUUCCUUACACAGUGCGGGACGGUCAGAAGUUUGUGCCCUUGUUCUACUUUGAAGGUGAAACUGACAAUUUAAAGUUAAAGGCGGACCAGUUAAAGGGGUGGGACUUGUCAUACUUGAAGUUUUGUUGUAAAGUGCAGGGGAUAAGGAAUGAACUGUUUGCCAGUGAGACGUGUUCAGUGAUCAGUUUGACGGACAUCAAAAGUUACUUCCCACCGGGCACUGAGUUUGAGGAGUACUGGCCCAACAAGGUUGUGGACUCGCAGCUCCUGAUCUCAGCCAAAGGCUCAGUGUCCGGUGGUGGUCAGUGGACGCGGGCGCCGCCUGCUCCGCCGCCGGGCGCGGUGGGCGGCGUGGGCGGCGCCGUGGGCAUGGGCGGCGUGGCCGCGACUCGUGGGCGGCGGCCGGCGCAGCGACAUGCGAGCGCGACCAACGCCAUGCAAAUGCCGCACGCGGGCAUCUCUGCGGCGACCGUGCAAGCGCUGGCCAACGGCUGGAGCCUGCCGGGGACGCUGACGCAGGCGCAGACGCAGCAGGUGCUGAGGCUCGCUCAGGCGCAGGUGGCGGCGCAGGCGCAGGUGGCGGCGGCGCGCUACAACAACGCCGCCAUCGCCGCCGCCGCCGGCAUGCCGCAGCACCGGUCGCAGCACAACCGGAACGUGCAGUUCCCCAACAACGCCAUCUCGAUGGCGAUGGGCCAGCAGCCGCCGCCGCCGCUCGUCCGCAGCACCAACAACACGUCCACCAUGAAUGUUCAGCCGCAAGUGACGGGCUCUAUGAACGGUCACUCGGGUACGCACACGGUGGACUCGCGGAAGCGGUUAACGCCUAUACCGGACAUAAGCAUCAGCGGAAACCAUACGCCGUAUAAGGUCCAGAAGGCAGUUGUGGAGAACACGAUGGUGCCGUGCAUCAACGCCAAGCCGUACCAGUAUACGGAGCAGCUGAUGACGCUGCCCGACCUGGCGAGCCACUUCUUCCCGCGCGUGCCGCUCGCCACGUGCCGCGCCAUGCUCGACGCGCUGGGGCUCACGCUCUACAAGCCCAACACGACCCAGUUGCAAGUCCUCCGCAUGUCGGGCAAGUGCAAGUCGGCGGCGGCCGGCGAGAACGGCAUGGCCCUGGUGCAGAUCCGCGACGUCAUGACUCACAUGCCGCAGUUCAAGUACAUGAUGCGCUCGGGGCUCGCGGACGAGGCGCCGCACCAGGCGCACCAGUCGCCGCGGCCUGCGCACGCGCCGCAGUCGUCGCACGCCAAGCGCGCGCGCGCCAACUAGCACUCGCACUACGGGUUGAUGGGCCACGCGUACGGUAGUGACACUGAGUGAUCGUCACAAGUGACGGAACAGUGAUAAACGGUACUGAUGUUGUGGGCAUGUUGCAAAAUACACAGGUGACACUAGGUGAUCGUCACCAGUGAUGGAACGGUGAAAAACAGUACUGAUGUUGUGGUCAAGUGACACUGAGUAAUUGUCACCAGUGAAUGGUACUGGUGGUGAGAUGGAGACAAUGUAAAACAAUUAUAGUGACAGUGGGUGAUGAUCACCAAUGACGGUCAACAAUACUGAUCUUGUGAUGUGUCAAAUGUGUCAAAACAUUGUGAUCAAAUAAAAGUGUGAUGAUGAAAUGAAACAAAACCAAUGACUAAACUGUAUGUACAUUAAUUGUUAUUAACAACGAAAUGACAGAGUAAAGUGACAUUUGGUGGUUGGUUGGUUGGUGAUGAAAGUGACACUAAAUAAGUGACGCUGAUUAACAAUAUUUUAAACAUUAAGGUUAUUGUUUAUUUAUAUAGAGAUGGAUCUCGAAAGGAAUGGGAAAAGAUCUACCUAAUUGGUAGUUAAUUUAUUAUAGAAAGCGCUUUAUGCUAGUGUUUUGUUGUGAAAAAGCUAUUGUAUUAACAGUACAUCUGUCAUACACUGUUAAUACAGUAGGCUUUUUUUUGUUAAGAUUAUGUAACAUGGCAAAUGGUACCUUUUAAAAACCACAUUGUCCUCCAAUUUUUUUUUACUGUAUGACGAAUUAGUGUAUGAAUGUGAUCUCUUCUGAUAGUAAGUGACAUCACGGUCCAAGAUUCAGGGAUUUUAACUUUAAUGCAAAACCCCUAAAAAAAUAAAUUUUGGAUGUCAUUGUCACUUGUCACCAGAUGAGAUGGGGGAAUUGUUAAAUUGAAUGAGACAAAAUUAUACUUUUUUUAAAAGUCUCGAAAUUGUUUAGUACAAUAGAUUCAAUAUUGUCAUCACAAAAUUAAUUUUAUUUAGAUGUAAUAAAAAAACAACUUGUAUUAAAGAAGUUGAAAUCAAAUAGUUUAAAGGAAAAUAUUAUUGUAAUUUUAGGUCAGGUCAAUUUCUAUAAUAUACACGCAUAGUUAUAUGAUGUACAAAUUGUAUAAAAAAACAUUUUGUAAAUCCGAAAGAUCUAAUGUUAAAUGAUCUAUAUAUAAUAGCUAUAUUGUAAUAGAAGACUGAGAACAUUAUAAUUUAAAUUUGUUUCUUAGAUCAAAGGCUAUCGUUGUGAGAUUUAUACUUUAGUUGGAUAGAUCUGGUACAUUGCAGCGUGCAGAGACAACUUGUUGAGACACUUCACAUGUAGAGAAUUAAGAAAAUUCUCAUGUAUGCAAAGUUGGUAAAAAAGUAAUAUCACGUGUCUCAAACGGUGAAGGAAAAACAUCGUGAGGAAACCUGCAUACCAGAGAAUUUUCUUAAUUCUCUGCGUGUGUGAAGUCUGCCAAUCCACAUUGGGCCAGCGUGGUGGACUAAAACCUAACCCUCUAACUGUGAGAGGAAACUCCAGCUCAGCAGUGAGCUGAAUAUGGGUUGAUAAUGAUGAUGAUGAUGAUGAAAAGUUGGAGGACCUGGACCAGAUUCGAACCUAGAAAUCCUCUGACUCGUAGGUGAGGUCAUAUCCAUUGAGCCAUCACGGCUGUAUCGGUUGUGAGCAGUAGCAGACAUAAAUAUAGAUUAAAACCACAUGAAUUAUUAUAUAAUACUCAAGAUGCACAAUGUCUCGUCACGCUGUAUAUGUUAUCUGGGUGUGUUGAUGUAUUUUGUAAAUAAUUGCAGUUUUACAUCUGUGAGAUUUGUUAGGGUCCUUACAAAUGGCAGACUUUGUGAUAGGCGUAGAAUUAAACUGCUUCGUCUCUGAAGAUAUUGCAACUAAUUGGCAGAUUCACAGAAAGACAAAUUUUUGAAAAUGGUUUCUUUUUUAACACGCUUUAAAGUAAGCUUUACUUGUAACUAACUAUGUAUGUAAGAAAAUUUUGGAAUCCUAAUUUGACCCACUUCACGGUCUUCGAUUAGGAUGAAAUUUUGCACACGCUCUGAGUUCUUAUGAUCACACAUGACUAUCUAAGAAAUGUCAUUAUCAUUACAAUCCAAUAUGGCGGCCUCCCCAAGAUGGCGGACUGGCUGUUUGAAAUUCAAACCUAUGUUAGCGAUAUCAAAUGAAAGAGUUUGCUGUCAGGAAUACGAAAAAAAUAGUCACGUGACUUAAAUCCAAUAUGGCGGACAGACUAUUUGAAAUGCUAAAUUAUUACUAUUAUUAUUCACUAGUAAAUUAAUGUUUUUACAAUGCCCGCCAAUCUAUAUUUAACUAACAAUCAAUAAAGAGUUUUCAUUCUGCAGGGACCUUAGCAAUGCUUAUAUGUAAAUUAAAUGUCAUAAUAUUUUACUAUAAAAGACAUUAAUAUAUAUAUAAAAGUAUAUUGAAGUUGUACAUACAUACAGUUGUACAGUCAAUGAAAUAGUAAAUUAUUAAGCUUUAAAAUUUUUCAUCACAAUUUUAAAAUUCCAUAAUUUUUUUAUAUAUUUGAAGUAAUAAAAAUUGUAAAAAUGUUAAGAUGUAAGAUAACAAUUCAGUCUCUUUAUAUGGUAAAAAACUGUCAACUAAAUUGACAGGUAAAGAAAGGCAAUAAAACUAGUGUAGCAUCUGUCAAUUUAGUGCAGAGUUUGCCUUAUAAAUGAGUUUCAAAAUUAUUUUGUUUUAUUUAGGUACAGUGUGUGUACAAAUUUUAAUCAGUACUUAGAUUCAAAAUUCAAAUUUAAAUUUCAUUUAUUUCAAUUAAGCGUAGUUUACAAGCUCUUUUGAAAAGUCAAGCUAUGUCAUGAUUUAAUGGUGGUAAUUAAAGGCGAAAAUUUAAAAUUAAAGUUACGAGGGUAUCAAACGCGCCUCGGUCCGAGAAGAGCCCACGACAAAAUCAGCCAAGGCUUAUUUUUUUUUGUUUACCACUAUUUUAUCUAUAUGAUCCUUAACACUAUAUAGACUUAUAUGAGACUUUUCUAUAAUAUAUUUUCCAAAUAACAGUAUUGGUUGGUUUAAAAUACAAUUGUUAUUUGUGACAAUUCUCACUCUGCAAAUUGACAGAAUCAACAGAGAAUGUCAAUGUUUUUGUUUACAUUUUUUUAUGUAACAAAGCAUUAUAUGUUUUCAGUUAUCUGUCUGUCAUGAGCAAUAGUAAAAUUUAAAUUGAUUGUGCUUAUUAAAUCACAAUUCUUUGAAUUGAAAUGAAAGAAUUUUUAUAUCAAUGCUUCCAUUAAAAUGCACUAUUUUACAACAGUUAAUUUUACUGUAGUUACAGAUUAAUUAACAUCUGAAUUAGCACCAACGUUUGAAUUUGAUGAACAAUAUAACAAUCAUAUAUAUUCAAAUUGUUUUAAACAGUAUAUUAGUCUAUAUUAAAAAUAUAUAUCCUAUCAAUAUAUACGCACAAAUCUAUUGAAUAUAAUAUUAUAUUAAUUUUGAAUAUUAUAAUAUUUAGCACACUGUACCUGUGUCAAUCGUAACUUUGCUUAGUAUGGGAACUCGAGAAAACAAAACUUCAAUAAACUUUAUUACCAUGCGAGAGUAAUUAUUUUAUUUAACUUAUAGAAAUAAAUAUCAUUGUUUGAAACUGAUCGCACAUACAACAUAAAAGUAUUUCUGUGUACCGAGAGUUUGAAUUAUUUCUAUGGAAGUUGUAUAUUUUUUUUGAUGCUACAAAUUUCAAAAUUUAUAAAAGUGCAGUGCAAUGUGCGAUCAUGUUGUAAAGCAGAUUUAAAUGAAGACAGUGUUGUUAAUUUUUUUGACUACAACUUUUGUGCAAAAUGUUCCUUCACGAGAACACAUCAGACAUUUGAGCGAUUAUAUUAAAAAAAAACAUACAGUCGAAUUGUGAGCCUCCUUUUUUGGAGUCAGUUAAAAAUAAAUGUAUGUAUUUCACAGUUUUGCGUAAAUUAUUUAGUCUGUUUGUUUCUAAUAACGUUUAUUAAAAUGAACAUUUCUUGACAUACUUGAUUAUACAAUUUUUUUUUUAUAUUGAUGACCAAUAAAAAAUGUAUAAUGACAAUCGAAGUAGGUUUAGGUUUAUAAUUCUAGAGGUGUAAAUAAAUGAUAAAUGUAAAUUGACACAUGUAAAAAUAGUAGUCUUUACACACUUAAAAGAAUGUAAAUAAUAUGUUUAAUGUCACAUUUUAUCUGUCAAAUUAGUUAAAAUUAAAUUUAAAAUCACUGUCUUCAUUAAAAUCUGUGAUGUGUAUAUAAUAUUUCUUUAUAAUUUUAACGAAAAUUACCUGAUCUUUCCAGUGACAUAGUAUUGGCUAGAUGUAAAGUUUAAUGUAGUAAGGUCGCGAAUAUUAGAGGUCUGGUUCCUAUAGAUAGCUAGCGAGGCCACGUCGAGAUUUCAUUAAAUGAUACAAAUACUAAAAAUUGAUAAUAAUUUUAUGUAUGUACCAGCGGCGAAGAGUUCAUACGGGUCGAUUCCCGCUGGGUUGCCUUUUAAAAAUCUAUACAUAUUCAUUAUUGUAAUGAAUAUGAAUGGAUGUAGAAACGGGCGUUUGUAUCGACCUUUUCUAUGGGAGGGCUUAACUUCGUUAAAAUUUCAUCCUUCGCCACUGGUUAAUACUGCAAACAAUAAGUGAGUGAGAGUACAAUUCCGACAAAUAUUUUUGCCACUCUAAAAUGUGUUCAUUAAUUGCUCGGAAGUUUUUAUUUUUAUAGAACUUGUAAUAAAGAACAGCUUUGCAUAGCUUUUCAUAUCAUUUUGAAAAUUAUAAUUCCAUAAUAAUUAGACAAGACAAAAUGGGUUUGCACAGAAAUAAUUGUCUUAAGGUCUGUAUGUUGUAUAUACCGAACGACAUUCCUACCCUUAAGACGUAAAAUUGAAAGAUAUAAGAAACAGUACCUACCUAAAGCCAUAGGCUUUACCUACACAAUAUUUACAGUAAGGAAUAAAAGAUGUACCUACAGUUCUUAACCUAAAAAGUUAACUUUAAUUGAAAAGUAAUAAUAAAUGAAAAUGAAUACACAAUACAUUUUUUUUUUAAUAAAUAACCAAAAAAAUCUUCCAGUCUUCUUAGGCUCUGUUUUAAAAAAAAACGUUUAGUGGAGUCUCGAAUGGCCAAUGUGUAUACUCAGGCGUUGUCUGAAAUAAGUUCGGUAUUUUCACAAUUAUUUAUUUUCAUGUAUCCUAAGCAAUUAGAUUUAAGCAAGCGUGCUUGGAUGAGAGGCAUGUGAGUUUUACGCGGACACGUGUGUAAAUGUUGCUGAAACUAAAUUAUUUAUGGCGUAGUUAAGUAACGUAUAAAGUAUUCGAUAUGUUUAUCGCAAUAGCUCUUCUAAUUAUUGCAGUCCUUUGUAGAGUCGAUGACUCUUGUGUUUGAGAAAUAAAGGAUUCUUUAUCUAAA